This is a messenger RNA of Cherax quadricarinatus, 14993 nucleotides long. The record is from RefSeq and is a predicted model, not a curated record. Lineage: Eukaryota; Metazoa; Arthropoda; Malacostraca; Decapoda; Parastacidae.
GGCAUGUUAGAUCCUCCUGAAAAAAACAACCAUGGAGACUCUACCAAUGGCACUGCCUCCUCCACCAUAACCACCACCCCAACCACUAUGCCGGCUGAUGACACCAUUCACACUGUGCUCAAGGUAGCGGUGGUCCAGAAGAGGCUGACCGACCCUUUCUUUGUGGUGACGACUUGCGUCAUGAUAUGCGGUAUGAUCCACAUCCAGAACCCCGAACAGACCUGCGUCAUGAUCCACCCCUGGACCUUCGUGGUGAAAUGAGAGGGGACCAACGACUUGACCCUCGUACAGACGUUCGGGGAGAGGUACAAGGAGGGGAGAGGUUGGGAUCAUCUCCACCUUUGCCUCCCAGCUCACUACCACAUUCAUGUCAGUUGUGUGGCAAACUCAUCUCAUGUCGCCGUAAUCUGUGGAAGCACAUGGAACGUGUCCACUUCAACAACCCCGCCGUCCGCUGCUCGCUCUGUGCUAAGAUGUUCAAAAACAAAUAUGCCCUUAAGGAUCACCAGCGCAUCUACCAUGGGGGUUUGAGUGAACCACCACCACCUCCCCCUCACUCUGCCUCCUUACUAUCACGCAUCCUCCAAGAUCCUCGGCACCAGCAACCUCCUCAGUCCCACGAUCCCCGAGGAACUCUAGAAAUGGCCCAGCCCACACUUCUGCCUCGAGAUUCCCACCUUCGCCACCACAUGGACUCUCCUCAUUCCCAGGCUAUUUCCCGUAGACACCACGAGGAUGAGGAUGUUGGGGGUGGAGCUGCUUACCCAGGUAUGGGUAUGGGCACUAUGAUACCACAGUCUCUGGCUCCGACCAUAGUAGGAAGCCCGUCCUCACUCAGUGGCCCACGUCCUGAGUGGCCUGCCCAGGACAACCCCUUGGCACUGGUUAAUAGAGCUCUGCUCUCAGAGUUGCAUCACUUAGUAACUAAGGCCGACUAAGCACUUAGUAGGUGGUCGUGCUGCUCGCUAGUCUGCCCCACACCAGUCACUCCGGUGGUACUCGGCCCCAUAACUCCCUCAUCCAUGAGGGUGCACCUCGCCCGGCCGUCCUGUGCCCUGCCUCUGGUGCUGGUUGGUGUGAAUCAAUGCCCUUACAACGACCACACCUGCACCGCCCACUGUGGGAAACCUGUUGGAUAUAUAUUAUCCAUGGUAUCCAGUGACAGCUGUUGUAGCCAGCCAAUAACAUCUUUAUAGUGUGCCGAAGUGGGCCUAGACGGCCACCGUAUCUCAUUCUUGAUAGCUUUAACCUCCUUCGGAGUCCCGCUGUUACCAAACGGGAGCCGUGUCCCUGUCUGGUGCCUGUUCGACACGGCAUGUAGUCGUUACCACAAUAGUCUCUCCAGUUGUGUGUUCAGCUCGCACCUGCAGCUACCCUGUAAGUAGGCAGCCUAGAAAUAUGGAUGCACAUGCUUCCCUAACUCACUGACUUAACAAGAGGUCCAUAAUGACAGUCCUGAGGUUAUGACGACAUCUGCUGGUGGAGAUGGAGGCAUUGAAAUCUGCUUCGGAUUUUUCAUUCCAGCAGUCUGUAAACCUGUGAUUGUAUCGUGAUAUGAGUGACUAAUUAAGGUGUAUGGAUAAAAAAAUUUAAUAUAUUGGGUUUAUUUAUGUCAAACAAAUACCCAAAAUAGCAUAUAUUGGCUGUGAUAGAAAUAAUAUGAAUAUUGUAUGGAUGUGAUGGAAAAAUCCUCUUAAUGAACUUAUUUGAAGAUUCUGAAUCAGUAAUCAAUGUGUCCUACACAUGACUGCCUGAGUCGCGCCUUGAACUCGGUGGUCCACGGAGGCAGCACAAAAGGUAUCCCCUGCUUGCGUCCAUUUACAACUGGCAUAAUGCACUCCUGCUGCCCUGGUAUUUCAUUUUAUCCAAAAAAAAAUGGCUAGUCACUAUAUGUGUCACGUAAAAGACAAAUGGCAACAGUGUCUUUUAGUGUGGCUUUGAAUAUAAUUUUUUGUCAGCCAACUCAUUAAAUUAAUAUUGCUUUUUACUUCACUUGCAUUACAAUUUUUAUCAAUAUUUAAUCAACAGGGUAAAAGUAUUAAUAUCUCAGAUAUAUAUGAUAAUUUUGAAGUUCUCUGUCGUUGCUCUUGCUCUCCUCAAAUGGUCAGGCAUAUGUUUGCUUAUGUGAUUCAAGCUGCAUGACAUAAAUACACCCAUAGCACUAACAUGUUAAUGCACCCAUUGUUAAAUAUACAUCAUUCCUUGUUCCUUGUUGUUCCAGUCAGUAUUUCUAAACAUGGCACAAACUGAUGUUCUAGCUGUCAUUUUGAACAUCCAUACAGUAAUUAUAAGCUUGCACUGAUGUUUUCUGGUUGCUCACAACACAUUGUAUACUAUCUAGGCUGGGCUGUGGUUCAUCACAUGGGACAACUUUGUCUUGCGCCAUAGCACAGGAGAGCAAUCUUUGAUGCACCACUAGUUUGGGCCUUUUGCUACUGUACAGAGAAUCGUGCCUUGUGCCACCAUAGAAAGCUCCACCGUCUGUCACUGUAGGUUAUGCCAAUAUUUAGAGAUCUGACUAAAGAGCUAAUGUAUAGAGAGCUGUGCCUUGUGCUGUUGUAUUGUAAAGAGUUUUGCACCUUUUGCCACUAUUUAGAGAAUGUGCCCUGACCAACAAGACACUAAAGCCUUGUGCCAGUUCCAUUUAUAUUCAUAAGGUACUGUUAUCAUGCUCAGCAUGAAGCUCCACAUCAUAUAGCUUGCUGCUAUAUAGUGGAGCUAGCCUUAAAAUCAUCAUGGAUAGGACAAGGUAUUUAAUAUUCAUCUAGUGUAGCAUGGAACAAAGUCGCCUGUUGUUAGUAUUGAUUACAAGUGUGUCAGAGAUGAUUCAGAUAUGGAGCCAUUAUGUAGAAAAGUGGAAUUGUGGUCCACUAUGCAGGGGAGCCAUUGUCACAGUGCAGCAUCCAUGGACCAGUGGGAGGCAGCCACCUUUAUACUCUCUACUUUCGUGAAGGCUGUGUCUCCGUUUCUGUGAUGUAUUGAAGUGUGCUGUUGUAACGGUUAUGCAGAGCUCUUUAUAUUUUUGAUACUGUAGAGUAUUUUGCGCAAGGUUCCUAGGUAUAAAUGAUAAUUUACAUAAAUUAGAAUCUAAGUGCAAUCAUACUAAAAUAUAACUUGAGGUUGGUCACUAAGGCACCAGAUAAUGCAAGUUGAGACAUGCAAAACAAUAACCAAGAGCUUGUCAUCAGCUACAUUGAUUCUUAUAUAAUUUAAAGCAUCUUUUGCAACAUUUUGUGUACAUAAUUUAUAUUGGUACUGGAGGAUUGCACUUAGAUUCUUAGUGAAGAUGCAAAUUGCCACGUCCAGAGCAAUAUGGUGGAGGAGGAUGGAUAUCUUGUUGCCCGAACUGGUUUAAAAGUUAGGGUUACAGUUGAAUACUUUUCAUAUACAGAAGAGGGAUAAUACCCAAAUUGCAGUUAUAGACUAAGGCAUGGAAAGUUUCCUUAAUGGCUGUGGAAUGGAUUAUUAUUAUAGUAGUGAAGAGGGAGUUGAAAUCAGUGAUAAUCUAUAUUUUACUAUUUAUGAUGGUCAAUUGGUGAUAUUCUCUAUUUUAAUAUUUAUGGUUUGUGAUAAAGUGAUUGAGCUUUAAUACUGUGUAUUUUUAAAUGAAAAUAAUUGGGAUAAUCAUCAGAUUGUGUCUUAGAAUAACUUGAGUUUGUUUAAAUGUAUAUAUUAAUGAUAAGUAUGAGCACACAUGUAAGAGAGAGGAGUUUGAAGAUUUCAGUAGGACCAGGUCUUUCAUAUAAGGUGUCUUGUGAGUUUUGUAAUACUGGAGGAUGCCUGGUGAGUGCAGAGAUGUCCUAACGAGACUUUCCUCCACCACCACCCUCCCGGGCGUGCUGUGUAGGCUGGGGGGCCUGGCUGGUACAGGAGACCCAAGGUUGUGUCUGCUCACUACUAGAGUCCAUGCCCACAAAUCCCAGGUCUCAACCUGUAUUUUAAACUUGUUUGUGCUGUAAAUAACAGGUCGGAAGGUGAGGUUGUAAUCCUGGAUUUUGUGUAUUGUCUUAAAUGGAUCUCAGCAACUUAUCAAGUCUCACUAGAUGCAUAUAUAAAAAAAAUAUGGCAUUUUGUCUAAUGUGUUUAAUAAGCUUUCUUUAUUAUGUAGACAUACAUGAAAAUCAGUAAAGAAACAAAUGUGUUUCAGAAAAUAUUUACAAUGUGGUACCAUUAAAAAGUGUAUUGUUAAACCAUAAGGUAUUAAAAAAUUCACCCAAAAUCCCUACAGUUGUAGUUAAAACAUGAUAAGUUGCUUAGGUGUAUUAAGAUUGUGUGUUUGUCUUGUGAGUAAGAGUCUCGGACCUAUCCAUACUAAUGCUUGUUAAAACAGUGCCUAGAUAUUUUAAUAAUUGAAACCAAUAUUAAUAGACACAGAAUUUAUUUUAUACAGUAGGUCUUCUAAAAUUGACUACAAUGCAGUAUUUUGCUUCUGUCUCCAAGAACAUAAUAUAUAUGUACAGUAGACAAUCAGAAAUUCAAUAUUCAGUUCUGAAUGAUCUUUUUUUUUUUUUAAAUUUGAUGCCAAAAUUAGAAUGUGGGAAAUAAUGACAUAUUUGUAUUGCUGGAGAUUCAUUCCCUAGGUUAAAAGUCACCCAAGUCAUAAUAAAAUCAGUCAAGAAAGAGUUCAGCCUUUUUAAGGCACAUCAUGGGUAAGUGUGACAAACUUUAGUCUUGAUUAUUAUAAGUGUGAAAACUGUGAGACCAUACUUGAAGUCACAACCAGUAGAGUUAAAUGUGUUGACACAGCAUGAAGGAGGUGUUUUGUCUACAUGCUUUUUUUUUUAGACCUUAUUUUUUAUGUUCCUACACAAAUUUUAAUAAUAAUUAAUCCCUGGACCUCAUAGUAAUAUUCAACAAUGCAUAGUUAACUGUAUACUAUACACUAAAUUGUACCAAAGUCAGAGUAAACAAAUUUGAGCGUUAAAAAAAGUCAGCAUGAGACUGCAUGAAAAAUCGGCAGUCUGCAUCUCUUUCAUCACAUUUUGUUUAUGUUCCCAUGCAAUUAUAACUCAUAAUAUUAAUCCCUAGAACUUCUAUUAUUAUUAUAAAAGGCCAUACUAAUUAUAAACUUGCCUCUUCUUCCUCAGUCACCAUCUCUUCCUCCCUUCCUUUUUCUUUCUCUCUCCCUUUCCUUCACUAACCACCUCUCUCUCACUAACCACCUCUUCCUCCCUCCCUCAUCACCUCUCUCUUUGUCCUCCCUCUUACCACCUCUAACUCUUUUCACCACUUUGCUCUCCCUCACCACCUCUCCCUCCCUCACCAGCAGUACCUGGUCUUGUACAGUUCAGUCUAACAGGUUAGAUCAGUAAUUCCUCUUGAAAUUUUUAUUCUACUUUCACAUUUGGAAUUGUCAUCAGAGAAGAUCUGUGAAGCUUUCUAUAUACAUAUAUUUAAAGACUUUAGAUGUUGUGCUCUUCCAGCAGAGCCUUCGAUUUUCACCUGUAAAGCAAUAAUCGCUUUGCCAAAUUAAUAACUCCAUAAAAAUCAGUCUGAACAACAGGAAACUGCUAUAGUAUAUUUUAUUUAUGUUAAAUACUGUAAUAUGAAUUAAAUUUAGGCUGACUUAAGAUACAUUUAGUAGGAUUAAGGUAAGUUAUGUUACAUGAAUUUUAGCAGGAUUUAGUGAGUUACUAAGUUAGUUGUGGUACAAAAUUAAAAAUUUUCAUGCUAUGGUAAUUCACAAAAAUGUCUUAUUGCAUAAUUUCUUUUUAAUGAUUAGUGUUUAGAGUAGUUUACUUUGUUUCACCAACAUUCUAAAAAGUUCAGCAUCGAUAUUUAUUGUGUAGUCAGAUGUCCUAAAAUAUUUGGUGUAAAUAGCAAUGUGAUACACUUGAAAAUGCAGUAAUAAAUGCUGUAUAUACCAAGGCUAUGCUAAAUCUGUAUACUGUGUAUAUAAUAUACAGUACUAUAUUUCAGUGUUUGGAUUCCAUGAAUCGCAAUAGGAAUAGCUACCUGUUUGUUUAACAUUUAUAAUACUAGUAACAGGCUCUCAGAUUACUUUUCCACCCAGUUUUGUAAUUUGUCUUCAUCUGUACACAUGCACACUUGUUCUCCUCUGCCAUCUGCCCCAGAUGCUGUUCAAAACACCACCAUCAUUCAGCCACUGGUCAGUGUUCAUUGUGGACAUCUUAUUAUUUGUCACAGUUCAGUUUGCUAUUUCAUUCUGGAGGAUGGUGGUCUGCAGGCCUCUUACUUGGCACAUCAGCAGUGUUUCACUCAGUGUACCAUGUUGUGUGUGCAUAAUUGCAUCUAGAAUGAGGACUUAAACUACCUAAAUCUUAAUAGCAUUGGUGAUAUUUUGGUGGCUCACACACUGCCUAAAUGUCUUUUACCCCAACUCGAAGACUUGUCAGUUGCAUUUUGGGUUCACAUUUGUUAUAUACCUGUUCAGUGAAAGCCAGGCAGUGCAUACAUUUUGGAUUUAUAAGUGUGCUCUGGAGGAACCCUUAUAUCACCUGGGAAGUUUCCAUACAGGACUCCUUUCCUUCCCAUCUAUUAAAAAUGCCUUUGAGACAAAUUUUCUUAAAAGUUCCAGAUCCCAUAAAGGGAUUCCUGACUGGUCUUUGGAUUUGGCACCUUUAGGGGAAUUCCUUAAUAUUGGUUAAGACUCUUGAUCUAGGAAAUUAGAGCUAGCCCCCUUUCCUUGGAUCAAAACCUGAUUGCAUCUCAUUUCCGUGGCAUUAUUGUUUUCCCAUGAUGCUACUAAUGAUAAUUUAUGUGGUGUUAGCAUAUAUUACUUCAUAUCUUCUUAGUAUGCCCUUGGAAUACCAUAUGUACUCCACACACAAGGCAGCAUUCCUUCUGGCUGUUGAUUUGGAUGUUUGGAUAGGCACCCUUCAGGGUGCCUAUCCAAACAUCUUGCCAGAUCUGUUGUUAUUCAUUUCCAUGGAACUGAAGAUUAUUUUCUGAUUGUGGGCCUGCCUACCAAUUAAGUACUCUACUCUGUCAUUACCUUGUAGGAUUACCUUGUACCCUCCAGUCUGGUGUCUACAUCAAUUCAGGUUUUGAAGUCAGCAUCAGCUCUCAGCUUGUCCACCACAGUAGAAUGUUUCAUUACAGUAUAUCUGCUUACACCAGCCAAAGUCUUCCUACUCCCAGAGUGAGGACCUGUGACACUGGCAUUUGUUUCUCUGGCUUUCAUUUUGGACAGCAUGAAGAUUGCACGUGCUUCGAACUUCUCCCAGCGCUGCAGCACUGUAACAUGAUCAAUCAGUUUUCAAACGUCGCCUACCUGUGUCAUCAAUAUGCUACACUGAGGUCAGUUCCACUUCUAAUUUUAUUACAUUACAUACUUUCUAUUAUGUUUAUAUUAGGGAACAGUGAUGGUUACUUCCCCUCCACCAUGUGCAGGGUAGGGUAUUCAACCUGGCUUGACCAAGAGAGAGCUAAUGGUCCAAUGUAUUAACCAUCCUAACUUUUUUAAUCAUAGUAGGUUAGGUUACUGAAAGCAGUGAAGAGCUUUUACGAGGAUAGUGAGGCUCAAGUUAGAGUAUGUAGUAAAGAGGGAGAUUAUUUCCUAGUAAAAGUAGGCCUUAGACAAGGAUGUGUGAUGUCACCGUGGUUGUUUAAUAUAUUUAUAGAUGGGGUUGUAAGAGAAGUAAAUGCGAGGGUUUUGGCAAGAGGCGUGGAUUUAAAAGAUAAAGAAUCACACACAAAGUGGGAGUUGUCACAGUUGCUCUUUGCUGAUGACACUGUGCUCUUGGGAGAUUCUGAAGAGAAGUUGCAGAGGUUGGUAGAUGAAUUUGGUAGGGUAUGUAAAAGAAGAAAAUUAAAAGUGAAUACAGGAAAGAGUAAGGUUAUGAGGAUGAUAAAAAGAUUAGGUGAUGAAAGAUUGGAUAUCAGACUGGAGGGAGAGAGUAUGGAGGAGGUGAAUGUAUUCAGAUAUUUGGGAGUGGAAGUGUCAGCGGAUGGGUCUAUGAAAGAUGAGGUGAAUCAUAGAAUUGAUAAGGGGAAAAGGGUGAGUGGUGCACUUAGGAGUCUGUGGAGACAAAGAACUUUGUCCUUGGAGGCAAAGAGGGGAAUAUAUGAGAGUAUAGUUUUACCAAUGCUCUAAAAUGGGUGUGAAGCAUGGGUGAUGAAUGUUGCAGUGAGGAGAAGGCUGGAGGCAGUGGAGAUGUCAUGUCUGAGGGCAAUGUGUGGUGUGAAUAUAAUGCAGAGAAUUCAUAGUUUGGAAGUUAGGAGGAGGUGCAGGAUUACCAAAACUGUUGUCCAGAGGGCUAAGGAAGGGUUGUUGAGGUGGUUCGGACAUGUAGAGAGAAUGGAGCGAAACAGAGUGGCUUCAAGAGUGUAUCAGCCUGUAGUGGAAGGAAGGCGGGGUAGGGGUCGGCCUAGGAAAGGUUGGAGGGAGGGGGUAAAGGAGGUUUUGUGUGCGAGGGGCUUGGACUUCCAGCGGGCAUGCGUGAGCGUGUUUGAUAGGAGUGAAUGGAGACAAUUGGUUUUUAAUAUUUGACGUGCUGUUGGAGUGUGAGCAAAGUAACAUUUAUGAAGGGAUUCAGGGAAACCGGCAGGCUGGACUUGAGUCCUGGAGAUGGGAAGUACAGUGCCUGCACUCUGAAGGAGGGGCAUUAAUGUUGCAGUUUAAAAACUGUAGUGUAAAGCACCCUUCUGGCAAGACAGUGAUGGAGUGAAUGAUGGUGAAAGUUUUUCUUUUUCGGGCCACCCUGCCUUGGUGGGAAUCGGCCAGUGUGUUAAUAAAAAAUAAAUAGGUAUGUUAUGACCCCAAGCAGUAUAAACAUAGAGUAAUAUACCCAGACAACUGUUGGGAGAUGUCAAAUCUAAACUAAGUGCUUUUUCUGAACUCUAGCAUUAGUAGUUCUCCUCAGAAUUUUGCAUUGCUGGUUCAUGCACUUUAUUAUUAAAGGUUGCUUUUGAUGUUACAUCCAUUCUUUAUGUAUGUACAGUGGUCAGGAUUUUUCUAGCUAACAGAGAUAAGCUUAAGUGACAUCCCUCACCCUAGGAUGCCCUUCAAAGGAGCUUCCUUGAUGCUAGUGAGGGGCUCCUGAGCUCAGGAAUAGGACCUGUAUUCCCCUUCCUUGGAUGAACCUGAAUGCUUCCCAUUCCUCCAGGCACAGUAUGACUCCUAUGGGUUUAGCACUCCCAGUUACUGUAAUAAUAAUUAACAUGAGUUGCAAGGCUUUGGCCAGGGCCUGUAUAAGAAUUUCUUGGCUCAUAACUACACACAUACAUAGUGUAUAGUAAUUUAGUUUUAUGAAUCACCAAUGUCAGAAGUUCAGCAUUUCCUGUCUAGGGUAUUUUCCUUGUGGUCCUCAGCUGCUGCCGCCAAGAAACAAGGUAGUGAUAAUAUGAUUCCUGACAUGGUCCAUGGAACCCAAAUACAGGAUAUAGCAUCUUGAAGAAUGAAAGCUGCUUUAUAUGGUAGAUUUCAUGAGCUCUUCCUUGCUAGGCUGUUCUGAAUGGUGAUGUAGUCCUAAGCAUUGUCUAAGACAAAGGCUAAAGAGAGUAACAGUGCACCUGUAUGAAAUUAAUGUAAACAAAGGACAAAACAGGGAAAAGUUAUCUUUGAGUAUUGUUACUGGAGUUAUAGGUUUAACAGAUGGCUUGCUAUUCCUGAAACAUAGAAUCUGAACACAAAGUAGUUUUUUACUCUUCAGAGCAUUAUAUACACUUCAUGUACUGUGUAUAUAUGUGAUGUGUUUUAGGUGGCUAGUCAGACAUUGCCAAACUACCUUAAAAAAUAUUUUUCUAAAAAUUUCCUCUUUUUGUAUUGUUAGAUAUGUUUCUUUGUGAAUUAACAUACAGCAUACUAUUUUUUUUAUUUAAUGCCAAAAAUAACCUGGUAAAAAUUUAUGUAAUAUAAUUUAAGCUAAACCUACUGAAUCUAUCUUAGGACAGCCUAAAUUUGGUUAGUAUUAUUUAACAUUCAUGAAAUAUGUAAAUUUCUUGAGGGUCAGACAGAUUUUUGCAGUGUUGUUCUGUAACAAUAAAGUUACACUGUUGUUUGGCAAAAUAGUUUAUGCUGUUUUAGCCAAGAUAGCAAAGUUCUGCCUAAAUAACAAUACACAUGUAUAGUACUGUAUAGUUUACAGCAUGUUUAUCUCACGCACAUUAUAAUAAUAAUUACUGAAAUUAGUGACUUUUUAGUUGAAGUAGUUGAAUAUCUGUGGAAAUAAAUGGUAUAAAAUACCAAAACAAUGGAAAAAUAAACACAUAAGCAGUAUAAUGUGAUCCUUUAUUGACAACGUUUUGCCCACACAGUGGCCUUUAUCAAGUCACAAACAGAUCUACCUAGGUGAAAGGUAUAUAAGCAUUUAUAGGAUGGAGUCAGGUGGAGAAUUCUGGGUAGGUUCAAUAAGGACCUGCACGGGACUGGCGGGUGCGUAUGUAGUUAUGUGGGAUAACGAUGAAGAAGUUUCUUUUCAAGGGGUUCAGCUAUGUUAUAGAAGCCGUUGUUUUGGCUGAAGUUGUUGGAUACAUGUAUAAAUAAGUGAUGAUUCCAGGAUUCUGCGGUAUUGAGUGUUUUCUUAUCUGGUGAUAAGUCCUGUGCUUCUGUAGUUGAUUAAAUGGUUGUGUGAAUUUCGAUGUUGAACACAGGCAUUCUUUAAAUCAUCCAAUCUGCCUGUGUACUGGCAUCUGAAAUAUGUACAUGUUUGGAGGUCUCUGGAUGUUUUGCCCACGUGUAAUUUGUUGCAGUCAUUACGAGGGAUUAUGUAUACCUCUGCAGAGGAUUGAAGCUUGUCCUGUCUAUUACUGGUAAUGUCCUUGAUGGUGGUGGAUGUGGAGGUAGAUACUUGGAAUGAGGUAUUGGAAAAGUUGUUGGAAACGUGUUUGGCAAUGGAGUUGGUGGGGAGGACUAUGUAUCUCCUCUCGGCAGUGUCUUCUCUGGGUGUGUUAAAGAUUUUAUAUGCCUGGUGUCUGCAGUCUCUAAUGAAGUGACAAGAAUAGUGAAGUUUAGAAAAUACUUGCUCAAUUAGAGAGCAUUCUUGUUCAAGGAACUCAUUGCUGCAGAUUCAGAGUGCAAGCAGGAAAAAGCCUAUAAUUACACUACGUUUAGUUUUGGUGUCAUGGUGAGCAUAGAAGUGGAGAAGAUCGUGUUGGUUGGUAGGUUUUCGAUAGACUUUAAAACGAAGUUCUUGGUCAGCUUUGCAAAGAACAUCAUCAAGGAAAGGAAGAAUGUCAUCGACUUCUAGUGUGAAAUGGAUUGAGGGCUCAACCUGGUUGAGCUUGUGUUGGAGAGCUUGAAUGUUAAAGCAUCUGGGAGUUAUGAUGAGAAUGUCGUCAACAUAACGGAGCCAGGUGACUGAAGAGGGGUUAAUAAAUUAAAAUCCUUGGCUUCCAGAUGUUCCAUGUAUAGGUUUGCCAGUACAGUGCUAAGUGGCGAACCCAUGGGUAGUCCAAAAGUCUGCUGAAGGAGGCGAUUUUUGAAAGAGAAACACAUAAAGCCAACAAAUAGUUCAACAAAGUCGAUGAAAUCGCUAGCUCGAAAGGAAGGUCAAGUGAAUCAUCAAUUUUCCUGCGCAGGAGAUCGAAGGCUUGUGAAUCGAAGGCUUUGGUGAAUGGGAUGUUACGUCAAGGCUAGAAGAGUUUCUUGUUCCUGAUGUUGAUGUUGCAAAUGCAAUUGACAAGAUCACCUGAGUGUUUGAGAUGUGCUGCACUGAUUGUGCCCAGGAGUUUAGGGAGGUGUUUAACGAGAAAUCCCGAGAGUUGGUGGAGAGCACUGCCUAUUCCCAAGGAUAUGGGCCUCAAUGGGAUAACUAGCUUGUGGGUUUUUGGCAGGUCAUACAUUCUGCCAGGUCUGGGAUUGCUGGGAAUUGUGUGCAGAAGUUUCCUCCCUUGUACUGAGUCCCUCAGAAUGAGACGAGUCCAGUGAAGAAAUGUUUUGGUAGGGUUGUCUACUUGGUUUGGUGUGAGAGGUUUGUAGGUAUCUGGGUCAUUAAGUCAUUAAGGGUCCUUAAGUCUCUUUCAUUAGAGACUGCAGACACCAGGCAUGUAACAUCUUCAACACACCCAGAGAAGACACUGCCGAGAGGAGAUACAUAGUCCUCCCCACCAACUUCAUCACCAAACACGUUUCCAACAUCUUUCCCAAUACCUCAUUCCAAGUAUCUACCUCCACAUCCACCACCAUCAAAGACAUUACCAGUAAUAGACAGGAUAAGCUUUAAUCCUCUGCAGGGGUAUACAUAAUACCUUGUAAUGACUGCAACAAAUUAUACGUGGGCGAAACAUUCACAGACCUCCAAACACAUAUUUCAGAACACCAGUACACAGGCAGAUUGGACGAUUUAAGGAAUGCCUGUGUCCAACAUCGAAAUUCACACUACCAUUUAAUCAACUACAGAAGCACAGGACUUAUCACCAGAGAAGAAAACACUCAAUACCACAGAAUCCUGGAAUCAUCACUUAUCUAUAUGUGUAUCCAACAACUUCAGCCAAAACAACAGCUUCUAUAACAUAGCUGAACCCCUUGCCAAGAAACUUCUUCAUCGUUAUCCCACAUAACUACAUACGCACCCGCCAGUCCUGUGCAGGUCCUUAUUGAAUCUACACAGCAUUCUCCACCUGACUCCAUCCUAUAAAUACUAAUGUACCUUUCACCCAGGAAGAUCUGUUUGUGACUUGAUAAAGCCCACUGUGUCGGCAAAAUGUUUUCAAUACAGGAUCACAUUAUACUGCUUAUGUAGUUGAAUAUCUAGUUUAAUAACAGAAGUAAUUAAGGUGAGUAGUUACUUCAUCAGAUCCCACUGUAUGGGAUUUUUGACUCAACCUGGAAAAUUGCUUUCUAAUUUUUAUCAAAGAAUCCUUAUAAGCUUUAAAUUUACCAUUAUUUUUGAUGUUAAUAAUGUAAAUUUUAGUUUCAUUGUUUUAAGAAGCAUUAUCAAGAUUGGUUGUAAUAAGGGUGUAGAGUCACCAAACAUUGUAUGCCUUCUUCAUGGAAGUGUUAAGUGUUUUAUAAAAGUUUUUGUCUUCACCAUGGUUGCCCAUUUAUGGUUGCCAUUGGGGUAAGGCUGUGAACAAGCUUGAGAAAAUUUUUAAUUUAAUUUUUUGAAAAAAUUCAAGCCUUCCUCUCGAGGCUUACAGUACUCACAACCCACAAGUAGUAUUUUGAAAACUUGGUGAAUUAUAGUGAUAAUUUAAUCCUGUGAGGAAGCACAUAGUGAUUACAUGGAAGACUCUAUCCUUCCAAAGGCUGAUGUGAUAUGAUGUUGCAGCAUUUCAUUAUUUCGUAAUGUAUGUGUGUAAAAGCACAUGCAGGUUGUUCUGCGGAUAUGUUAUUAAAUGCAUACAUACAUGUUGCCGUAGAGUGGAGAGACUGUUAAGAGUGUGUAGUCAAUGGGUAACUAAUGAAGUGUAGUUCUUUGGAGAAGUUACUGUUUUUAUUAUUUCUGAAGAGGCAUGUUAAUGGCACGUGUGCACAUUCUUUUCAGUUGGUGUGAAUGUAGUAAUAUAACAGAUGAUUGAUGUGUGAUGAGUUUUGCCCCUCAAAAGGUGAUGUGUGACUAAUGUGCCCUCCAUGUUCCUCUGGAGGCGUAUAUGCAUCUGUAAUGCCACUGAUAUUCAAAAGGAGGUUAUGUGCUCUUAAUAGAGAACAUGAUGUCCUGUGAAAGUGUAUAGACAAAUGUCUGUUUUGGUAUAUGCGUCCAGUGUGAUUGUGGCCAUCAGUUGUUAUUGGGGUGUGUGAAAUUUUGGUCCCGGUGAUGGAUGGUGAGUGUAAGCCAAGCAGGAGCCACUUUUGAUCACCACAGGAGAUUGCUUUGCACUGUUCUGCCGUGGAUCAUUCUCGCACCCCAGACCAGCCGUUACCACACCCCAGUCUAGCCACAGUGCCCAACCUGCCCGCCCACAGUCUUCAUGGUCUCUUACUUUAAUGUUAUUUAUAGUAUGUCUCACAUUUAGGCAAAAUUGUCAUUACACAUCUCGGGUAAUUUAACUAAUACAGUCUGGGGUGGUAAUGCAUAGUGUGAGAUGUACUUAUGUUCUCCAGCUGGUGCCUGCUGCCGUUCACUGCCAGCCCACCAGGUGCCAGCAGGUGUUUUUGAUAAUAGAGCUGUUACUAAAGACUUUAAAUGUGAUUUAAUUUGCAAUGUGUCAAAUGCACGAUGUUGUUACAUGUAGUCCAGAUGUUUUCUUGAGGGUGUGGAGCGGUGGUAUGGAGCGCCAUUGAUCUAUAAUCAUUAUAGUCUUAUAGGCUCAGACUACAUACACCUCAAUGUGCACUACUGCCAAAGAUAGUGAAGCAUUGUAGUGAUUUGUAAUACUCUAUUAUAAGCUUUUUUUUUUCGUCCAUGUGUGAUGGGUGUGCGAGGUGCUUCUGCUGAUCUUUGAGAUUGUUAUGCACGUCCAUAGUGCAGUAUGUGUUACAGCAAGUAGUAGCAGGCAGUAACCUAGUUGAUCAGCCCAUGUGCAGCCAAGACCAUGUUGUUAUUAUUUGUACCAAAACAUACAUAACUGCAGAAGCAUCUACGUAGACUAUCAUAAACAGCUCUUGUUGUGUAGCUGGAUGAUAUUUGUUUGAGUAUGUCUGUUGUAUGUAUGUGCACUUGAUGCACUUACUGCUCUCUUGUGUAUUUGUGUUCCUGUUUGUUCCAUGUUUGUUUUUGUUCCUGUUUGUUCCAUGUUUGUACUAACCUCCGGGAUACUCGUGCUGAAUGCCAGUAUCAUGUUGCCGCAGCUUUAAAUUACUUUAUUAAUGUUGAUAUUUACAUUCUUGUUUGUAGUGAGAUAGUCAUGAAGAUGUAGGUUAUACACGAAUUAAUUGUUAUUAUUUAGCUUAAUAUAUUAGUAAAUUACAAUGCCAAAGUAGGUAAGUAAGCUUCUCAGAGAUCUGCUGGCGUCAUGGAGUGGAACGAAAGAUAGAAAGAGUCCCAUGUUAGCCUCAGAAGUGACCUGAUGACGUCAGACAUUACCUAUUAACAUGAAAAUAAAAUUGACACUGUCAUAAAUAUAACCCUUUAAAGUGUGUGUGUGUGUGUGUGUGUGUGUGUGUGUGUGUGUGUGUGUGUGUGUGUGUGUGUGGUGGUGUGUGUGUGUGU